Messenger RNA from Myotis brandtii (Brandt's bat), 834 nucleotides. It is a transcript of the gene ZAR1L, whose product is annotated as zygote arrest 1-like. Gene Ontology annotation, molecular function: mRNA base-pairing post-transcriptional repressor activity. The record is from RefSeq and is a predicted model, not a curated record. NCBI's taxonomy places the organism in Eukaryota, Metazoa, Chordata, Mammalia, Chiroptera, Vespertilionidae. Gene Ontology annotation, cellular component: cytoplasm. Gene Ontology annotation, biological process: translation.
AUGAAGGUGGAAGACAGAACAAGGACAGAUGCAAACUAAAUCAGAUAUUGUGCUAAGCCUGGACAGCAGAUAGAGCACUUUGUCCAAGUCCCAGGGCCUGUACCAGGGAACACACUGCCUUUGGGCCAGCCUGGACUCUCUGACCACCAACAGCCUGACUGGAGUCAAAACACUGGUGCCCCCACUUUCCUGGCCAGGACGGGGCUGGUGGUGCCCACGAAUGCCUGGGCCUACUGCACUGACCCUUACAAGAGGGCACAGCUUAAGGCCAUUCUCUCCCAGAUGAACCCCAGCCUGGGCCUGCAGCUGUGCAAGGCCAACACCUAGGAGGCAGGUGUGCAGGUGAGCCUACGUGUGCUCAGGUUGGUACAGUGCUCGCUGGGCCUUCUCAGCCUGCACAGCUGCUCUCCUUGGGGCUGUAGAGGCCCCAAGGUACCCCUACCAGCCUGGGACUACUAUUCACUAGUGCUGAGCCUCAGGGACUUGAUCCAGCUGUGGAAGGAUGGGAAGGAUGAGAAGGACAAGGAGAGGAAGGAGGUUUCGGGUCCCACAGAGGAAAGCCAGCAGCAGCAGAAGUCACCACCAAGGCCAGGGUUGCAAGAGGACAAGCAGGAGGAACUCUGGCAGCAGGACAAGUUGGGGGAGGAAGAUGCCUCUAGUCCUGGGCGGAGCAAGCAGGCCCAGGGAGAUGCCCACCCUCUCAGGAAACCCAACUUCCGUUUUUGGAUCCAAAAUAUGGCAAUUUUUUUGUGUAAAGAUUGUAAGACCAGAUGGGAGAGUGCUUAUGUGAAGUGCAUUUCUGGAACUAGUAAGAUAAAAGUGUGUGGGCAAUGA